Molecule: messenger RNA, 315 nt
Organism: Fusarium tjaetaba
Lineage: Eukaryota; Fungi; Ascomycota; Sordariomycetes; Hypocreales; Nectriaceae
Exons: 2
Coding region: 1-315 (104 amino acids)
Source: RefSeq, a predicted model, not a curated record
AUGCGCUUCUCCAUCAUCACUUCAUCCCUUCUUCUCGCUCAGGGCAGCUGCCUCGCUGCUCCUCCUGUCAACACGGCCGAAGGCUUCUCUCCAGUCCCGAGAAGCAAGCUCGACGCCCGUGAUUCCUAUGACUGCAACGGAAGCGGACUCUGUGGUGCGGUCCAGGUCAGAGACUGCGAUCAAGCCAUCAACAACAGACUGAUUCGUAACAACGAUGUCAACUAUGGUGCACCUGGAUGUGGUAUGACUAUCAGGACAUCAGACGCAAUGGCUGCCGAAUCUGCGGCAGUAAGCAUUGGGGAGAUGGUUGCUUGA